AUGGAACACGGCGAACACACAAUUUCAGAUGUUGAAGUGAUGGGCGAGAAGGCGGAGAUGUCACAUGAAGAAACAGUGCAUCUUGCUGAGCUGACCCCAGAAGAAAAGGUGCUUGAGAAGAAAUUGCGCCGGCGCAUUGAUCUUCUGAUUAUGCCACUUGUGAUCUUGGUGUACUUGAUGAAUUAUAUUGAUCGAAACAACUAUGCCGCUGCCAAACUUCAAGGGCUUACAGAGGAUCUUCAUCUUGAUGGUCAACAAUACCAAACCGGACUCUCCAUCCUGUUUGUUGCCUACAUCCUCAUGCAAGUUCCAUCGAACCUACUACUCAACUACAUGGGCCGUCCGUCUCUCUAUCUUGGCUUCUUUGUGGCAGCAUGGGGCCUCGUCUCCGCCUGCACCAGUCAAGUGACAAGUUACGGCGGGAUAGUUGCAUGCCGAUUCAUUUUAGGAUUGGUCGAGGCGCCUUUCUUCGCCGGAGUUCUUUUCUACCUAUCGAAAUGGUACACCCGCUCCGAGCUAGCUUUCCGAAUGAGCAUUUUCUACUCGGGCUCCUUAAUCAGCGGUGCCUUCGGUAAUCUAAUCGCCGCCGGCAUCCUCAAUGGACUAGCCGGCAAAAGAGGUAUGGGGGCCUGGCAGUGGCUGUACAUUAUUGAAGGCUCAAUCACUUGCUUCAUCGGUGUUGUCAUAUGCUUCAUCCUACCAGAUUUCCCUGAUACAUGGCGCCUCCUCUCACCUGAAAUGCGAGCCGUCGCUACCCGCAGACUGGCAAUCGAAGCAGCGGAGGCUGACGUCGAUGAGGAGGGAAGCGCAGGUAUGAGCCAACUCAAGGGAUUGAAAAUGGCCAUGACAGACCCGAAGACCUACGUGUUCGCAUUUGCCUACAUGUGCAUUGCUGGAGGUGGAAGCUUCCAAUAUUUCUUCCCGACGCUAGCAGAAACGCUAGGAUACAGCAAGACUAUUUCGUUGUUGCUCGUCGCACCACCAUACGUGUUCAUGGUAUUCUACAGUGUGUUUCACAGCUGGCUUUCCGAUAAACUCGGUGUUCGUUUUUGGUUUUUCAUCUACCCAGUCCCCAUCACUAUUGUUGGAUUUAUCAUUUUCAUGACGACUGAUUCUUUCGGGCCGAGGUAUUUCUCGUUGUUUUUGAUGAACUUCACCUUUGCGCAGAACGGAACAUUGUAUUCUUGGAUUGCGAAUGCGUUGCCGCGACCUCCUGCUAAACGUGCUGCUGCUUACGCUUUCAUCAACUCGAUUGGCAACUCAGCAACUAUCUGGACACCAUAUACAUAUUUUGAUUCACAAGGGUCCCAUUACCCGGUUGCUCUGGGCAUAUGUAUUGCGUUACAAGCAUUGGGUGGUCUGUCGGCCGUGUUUAUGUAUUUCAAUCUGCGGAUGCUGAACAAGAGACAAGAGCGUCUGGAGAAUGAGAGUGGGGAAGUGCAGCUCACCGAGAAGGAACUUCGGCGGCUUCAAGUUACGGCUGACUAUGAAGGGAUUGACAUCGCGGCGGCACGUCGGCUGCAGAAGGGAUUCCGAUACAUGCUUUAA
Penicillium pulvis is the source of this 1548-nucleotide messenger RNA. RefSeq names its product permease of the major facilitator superfamily. The transcript is spliced from 3 exons. Gene Ontology annotation, biological process: transmembrane transport. Gene Ontology annotation, molecular function: transmembrane transporter activity. Lineage: Eukaryota; Fungi; Ascomycota; Eurotiomycetes; Eurotiales; Aspergillaceae. The record is from RefSeq and is a predicted model, not a curated record. Bases 1 to 1548 code for a protein of 515 amino acids. Gene Ontology annotation, cellular component: membrane.